ACCUUUAAACAAGUUUUUCCCCAUCCCUGGAAUAGUCUUUCUCCUCACCUCCACCCCUUAGAAUCCCUAGCUCCCUUCAGAGGCCAGCUUCAGCGAGUGAGGACAAUCUGAAGUUUCCCUGAGCUGUUUCUGCCUCAGUUAGUGAGAAGAUGAGACCAAAAGGGAGAACCUAGGCAACCUGAGCGUUUUUCAACAAUCCUGGAAGGGAAGCCUCUGUUGGCCAUGGCUACCAAUGACUCUCACCCAGAGUGCCACCCAGCCUCGACUCUCCAUGGCCAGCCCCUCUCUAAGAGCUCCUCCAGCCUACUGGGUGAUAGACCAGGCAACGGGCAGGAGCUCCGGAAGAGUGUCAGUAGCACAGUCUGCCAGAGUCCUGCUGCGGAGGGUGACCCAAGCCAGCUGGCUGGAGAGAGCAGUGUUGGGACCACAGUGGAAAAAGAAAUGGAGAGUACCUUGAGAGCAGGGAGCCACAUCUUGAGCCCAGAUCAGGUCCCCUGCCCCUGGCAAGAGAAGAGCUCAGUCUUCCUCUCCAAGAGCAGCACUGUUGGAAAUGUAUACUCCAUGGGGGAGAGUGAACUCUCACCUUCAAGCUUGGGGGUGCCAGGAGGCACAGUGCAACGAAGCCAUUCUGACUUAGCCUCAGGCUGCAGGUAUCUCAGCCUCAGUGUUCCCAUGGAAGCUAGCGUUAGCUGUUUUGCCCUGGGCUCCUCAUCAAAUGGAAGAAGCAAUCUCAUUCCAAGAAAUGUGUUCAUGCAGAGGCCUGGCAUAGGGCCUCAUGACAAUGUGAACCCAGGCAACCAGCCUCCUUUCUCUGACCCUCAAAGUUCAACUGACAAUGUUGGAGGUGAUCUGGUCUCACAGGAUGCUGAGGCUGGUAGAGAUACAGUAGCUACCUUAUCUGCCACUGUGGUAGAGGUCCAGAUACCUGGAGACAGCUGUAGGAGUGACUCAAUUCAAGAUCCAGGUGGUAGGACCCAAGGUAGCAUCCGCUCAUGCUCGGUGCCCAUGGCUCCUGGUCACAUACAUACCACCUCCUCUCCCUACUGUCCUAGACAAGCAGAAACUUCUGUGAGGACAAGUGAUACCCACUCUGCCUACUGCCACCCCCUGCCCAUCCCAGCCCUCCAGGUUGACCCUGGGAUGCUGUGCGCCAUGAAUGAAAUGGGUGUUGCUGGAUGCUGCCACGUCCUGUCCACAUCAGAGAUUCUGACGUUUCCCAAGCUGGUGUCAUCUGUGAGUGAAUCUGGCCUCCAUAACCAGCAUUUGGUUAGAUACCGCAGGCUGGCAGAUGAGGCCCCAGUUUGCAUUCAUUGUUAUGCUCCAAUCAAGUGCCCACAGCAGGAAUCUGCAGCAGGUUCUAUGCUCCUCGUAAGCCAACCAGCUACAGACCCUGUCACCAAGACCAAAGAUGUGUCGACCAUGACUUCCACUGGUGACUUGGCAUUGGGGCCAUUGGCCUCUCUGCAUUGCAGGGAUGCUGAGGUCCAGACAGCUCCAUCGACAGCCUGCAAGGCUGUGGCCACCAGUCCCUCCCCGCUCAAAGACCAGGUGCCCCCACAUGUAUUCCCAGAGGUGAACUUGGAGGUCAGCAGAGAGGAGCCUAAGUCCCCAGUGCGAGAGGUCAGGUGGGAUGAAGAGGGGAUGACCUGGGAGGUAUAUGGAGCCUCGGUUGAUCCAGAAGUUCUGGGCCUGGCCAUCCAGAAACAUCUGGAGAUUCAGAUUGAGCAGUUCCAGACUGUUCCCUCAAAAGAGGGCACCCAGCCAGGUGGUGAGGAGGCCCUGAUUAAGGAGGGGAAAAGAAGGCCCUUUCGAACCAUGAUCCAGUCCCUGAGACGUCCCAGCUGUUGUGUCCAUUCGAGCACUGCCGUAGAAUAACGAAGAUGCCCUUUCCUUUCUACCCUGAGACUUUCUGGGGUUGGCUGGUUCCCUCUGCAAUAGAAGAUGCAUUAUUCAGGAAAAAAAAAAUCAUUGCAAAGCCCUCUGGGAUUAAGAUGCCAGCCUGUAUGGAUAAGAAGUGUCUGAGGCAGUCACUUAAUUAGCAACGCUUCCAGUAGAUCCAAGUGGGAGGAAAGGGAAAAGAGGUGGAAAUUGUCAGUUGACUGCCAUUGAAAAAUCUCUGCCCGUUGACUCAUCACCCAUCUCUGCCUUCCUGUGCUGGAGCGAGACUCUAGCUCAUCUAUUUAGGUGCCAUAAGCGCUGAGGAGUGUGUCUGGGUUUUUAAAGGGAAGAAUCUAUUUUCUGCAUCUCUUGUUACUGGGGACUAGCUUUCAAAGUUUAGCUUUAAAGCAUUCUUUUUUUUUUUCCAGUGUGACAUUGGUUAACCUCAUUUCAGACCUAAUGCUGUAGUCUUACGAAACCUCAAUACCAAACGUGAGCUCUCCCCAUGAUCCCCCUCCACCUGAUAGUGGUUGCCUUUCUGUCAUUGCUCAGUUAAUGAAUUACUAAGUUGCUCGGGGACUUCUGUUAGGUCUGAAUUAUUUCUUCACUGCAGGUGGAAUGGACUGUUUUCAAAGGAAAGGCCUACUUCAGAAAACAUUUAAUUGCAAUAUGUGUGCUGGGGCUAGCGUUAUGAAUAGGCAGGACAGUUAGUGAUGUCUGAUUUCGGAGGCAUCAGUAAAUCACGUGGUUUGAUUUCAGGGACGUCAGGAAAGAACCUCUGCCCCCACAAUAUUUGUCAAGCUGCCUGAAAUUCCAUGAUUUGAGCAUCAUCCCGUUAGUUUAAUGCUCUCUGGCACCUGUUAAAAUGCAAAUGCUCCCUGGAGAAGGGGUGUCAGGUAUUAAGCCUUAUGUGACUGCAUACACCUCAAUGUGAAUAAGUUUGUCAGCUCCUUUUCUGAGAACAAGUUCUGAUGGGAAAGGAAGAGAGACAAAGGUGCUGGGGUGCAUAGGAAGUCCCACCUUUCAUAAGUGUGACCACAUUGUCAUGAUUUUGGGAAAUUAUAGCAUAUAAAUGCAGCUUACAUUCAAGGGGGCAGUCCUUCUGUUUACCCUCCCAAGUCCAAGGACCUAGGGUGUCAUUUUUAUCAUUUUGGGAGUUCCCCACAGAAACUCAGCAAGUAGCUCAGGCUUUUGCAUAGUAAACUGCAAGACACCCAGGUGUUGCCUUUUUAAUGAUGAUGUGAAUGCCAGUGAAGUUGUUUUGUUUUGUUUUGUUUUGUUUUGGACAUUGCAUGGCCCACACUGAAAUGUGGGGCAGGAUCUGGUGCCAUGUAACAUGCCCACAAGGGGAGCUUCAGGGUCAGAACAUGUGUUGUAAAGCAUGUCCAGUGGUCCUGGCACAUAGGUGGAUUGUCAUGUUUUCAGGUGGGCCCACAAGGCCUUCCUGGAUCUUCCGUGUGGAUCAUGGAAUAUGGAUGGAUACCAGUAUCUGCCUGCACACUCGCCAUUUUUAAACCAGGAAAAUUGGAUCAAGAGGAGAAACUAAUGCUAACAUUCCCUUUUGUUUGGGGGAAAGAUCUGAGCCUGAGCCUUGGGUUCUCCUAGUUGCUCUUGACUUUUUUUUUUUUAAAAGAAAAAAAGAAAACCACCAUAGUAUUCUGGUACCAAAGUGAACCCAAUCUGUGUUCUUUUUGCACUGGCCCAUGCUGCUUAGCGCCUUAGUUUUUAGAUUUGUGUAUUUAUGUGUGUGUGAGUGUGUGUGUGUGUGUGUAUGUGUAUGUGUACAUUGUGUUUGUGUUUUUCCAAAAAUGAAAUGUAACGAAAGGGCUAAUACCACCCCAUGAUAGGAAAUGUGCUCAUGCUGCUUCCUCUGAUGCUUUUCCUUCUCUUCUCUGUAAGGUUGUUGUCCCUUCUGCUGUUUUAGUGUAUUGGUGUGCAUGUGAUAUUGUGGCAAUAUGAAAAAUGUGCCGCCCUUGGUGUGCAAAGACGACAUUACUAAAUUAUAGCUCCAGAAGUUGAUGCAGACUUGUGCUAAGCUGCCCUCAUUUUUUUCUGGUUCCCCCCUGGGAGCAGCUGCAAGGGGUCAACUGGAGUCUGUGGCCAGAGCUUGGGGUCAGCCCAUGGCCAGGACUCCAGCCCAGCCUGCGGCCAUGGUGAGGGGCUCAGUCUUGGUUGGAGCAAGUUUGUGUCCAAGGAUCAGGGUUGGGGCUAAAUCUGUGGCUAAGUUGAAGGUGGGAGUGUUUGGGAUCAGUCUAUGAUCCUCAUUAAUGCUCAGUGUUUGCUUAGGGUGGGGUUGUUGAGGGUUAUGGACAGGUUAGGCAGGGCUCAGUUUGUAGCUAGUUUUAAGUUAUAGGAGCACGGAUUUAGAGUUAGAAGGGACCUGAUAGGUCAGUCAGUCCAACUGUUCUCAUUUUGCCAAACAGCUGAUAAGUGUCUGAGGUGGGAUUUGAACUGAGGUCUUCAUGGCUCCAAAUCCAGCACUCUUCACUAUACCAUGCUCCCUCUCCUAAGGCUACAGCCAGGACUAAGGGACUAAGAGCCAGGGCUCAGUUUAUAGCCAUAGUUAGGGAGUCAGUCCAAGGUCAAGAUUAGAGGGUCAGCUUGUUCAUAGGAGUUAUUAGCUCCUAGCUCAUUCUGUAUUUAGGAUUUAGGACUGGGAUUGGGGCUCAAUCUAGGACCAGAGUUGACAGGAAUGUCAGUCUGUGACUGGAUUUAAGAUGUAGGCUGAUCCCUGGGGUAGGGGGAGGGGGGGAGGUCAAUUUGUAUUAAAAUUUAAGGAGUCAGUAUGUGGCCAAGGUUAGGGGAUCGAUCUUUGACUACAAUUAGGAGCUCAGUCAGUUUUUGGUAUUAAGGGAUUAGGCUGGGAUUAGGGAUCAAUUUAUAUAUAGUUAGGGUUGGAGUAUUGUCAAUUUAUGGCUGGGUUUAGGGUACAGUAUCAGUCUCUGGUCAGUGUUAAUAUCUCAGCCUCUAGUCAGGGAACCAAAGGUUAUUAUUUUUUUUUUCUGUGCAAAGUUAACUGGCCCCCAUGGGGAUUGAGCCCAAAGUGUUGUCCUAAUUAUCUCCAAGCUCAAACUAACUGAGUUAAUUAGUUCAGGUCCAGCAACUCAGUUAUCAGAUGUGAGCUUAAAGACUAAAUUGGGGCAUGAAGAUACGUUUGUCCAAUUCAGCCACAAGUCUGACACCUGCUGUGGUUUAAUGUUUACAGUGUCGCUAGUUCGAUCCUUCAGUUGUGACUUUAUUUUACAACAUGACUUUUUGGGUUCCCUUAUGAUUGUGUGUGUGUUUUUAAAUCACUGUGAAUAAGAAGGCAGCUUCCAAAACUUUGCCAAGAUGGUGGUUCAUUUCAUUCACAUCCCUAGAAGUAGGGGUUGUGGCACUCAUGGGGUGGGGGUGAGGGAGCAAGAGAAAGUCAUCUUCCAUUGUUAGGGGGAAGGAGAUGGCCCCAAAAAGCAUCCACAUAAGCAUAAAUCAGAAGCCAGGUUAGAUCAGAAGGUGAGGGUUUUUUAAAUAUCAAAAUUCAAGGAGACAGUAGGAAAUGGGAAAUAGGUCCCCCAUACCCCUUCCUAAUUCAGUUGCACAAGUGAAACUGUGGGUUUGGAGAAAGAUGGGUUAAGAAAGUUUACAGGGCUAGGAAAGGAACAAUCUGGAGAUUUUUAAUUUAAUAAUUUAUUUUGGUUAUAGCAAAUCCACUCAUUUGUAGUAGAGGAUCACACAAUUUUAGAUUUAGAAGGGAUGUUAGAGGUCAUCUAAUUGAAUCUCCUCUACAGUAUCUUUGAGAAAUGGUUAGGAAUUUUUAAAAGCCACCCCUUGACAGAACUUACUACUUUGCAAGACAACCUAUUCCAUUGUUUAACAAUUAUGUGGCACAAGGGACCCAUUACCCUGAAACGCCCCACUCCAGAAAGCUACUCUAGGUACUUUGUAGGUCAGAAUCCUUUCAAAACCAUAGCUUGUAGGUACCAGUGUGUUUACUUUUACUAGUCGUGCAGAAGAUAUAUUUAAUUCAAAGCAAAAGCAUUAAUGAAAUACCAUAAUAAUAACAAUUAUAGCAGAACAUUCCCGAUAUAAACCUUGACCUCACUCUCCCACAAAUAAUCAUACUCUCAGGGGAAAGAGAAAAUAGGAAUAAUAUACCAUUGGGGAUAUGUAUGUUGCCAAAGCACUCACAAGUUGAAGCACACAGACAGGUAAUAUGUGUGGCUAGAGCACAGAUGUGAAGAAGCAACAUAUAUCUCUAACACAUACUGCUGUACAUCCACCAGUUUCUUCUGUUUGGUGUGUCGUGGUGAUGUUCUCUGCUCAGCCAGUUUUCCACCAGGCAUCAAAUCUCCACUAUUCCCCAUUGGGCAUUAUAUCUUUACUCUAGUUAGUUUUUAGCUAUCUUUAGGGCAACUUAAUAUCCUGCCCACCUUUUAUGUGUUUACCUAUAUGCCCUUCCUUUCCCCUCUCCUACCUCUCAGUUUUAACAAAGAAAACUAAUCAAGCUAAACUGACCGGUAUUGUAACUGUGUCUAUUCCAUGCUGCAUUGGCCACCCAUAGUUUCCUUGACUCUGUAUUCCAUCGUGGUCAUUGCAUUUAUUCAGAGUAAAUAUGUUUCUGUGUUGUUUUUAUUUACGUUACUGUAGUCAUUUGUGCUUGUUUUUUUUCUUCACUCUAUCAGCUCAUACAAGUCUUCCCAGGCUUCUCUAAAUUCCUCAUUAAUUUCUUACAGUCAGUAAGAGGAGCUAGCAAUCAGAGAAAGAGUGGUCCAAGAAGCAAAAACUACAGCAUAAUGGAAGUAGAGGGAAAGGGUGGUCCUUGGUGUCAGGCCCAGGAGUAUAACUGAAGAGAAAGUUCUUAUCAUUAUUGUUUAUACGAGACCUUCAAGAAAGUAGAGCCAGAAGCCAGAUUAUUAAAGAGCGGAUGCACGGACAGAAAGUGGAGGCACUGAAUACUCACUAUUCUUUUCUGAAGCUCAAUUGCAAAGAAAAGUAGAAAAAGAUAAAGGUAGCUAGGGAGGUACAGGAUAGAAGGGGAAGGAGUUUUCAGAAGAGGGAGAGGGGGACCUGAGCAUGAAGGUAGGCUGAGGGGCAGGAGCCAUUGGAAAAAGAAAGAAUGAAGAUACAAAAUGAGGAGGUAAUAAUUGAGGGAGUGGGUUCUCAGGGGAGGUGAGGGAGGAUGGGAUCAAGAAUAUGGGUCAAUGAAUUAAAUUUAAUGGAUGUUUUUAAAGCAUGCUGUACAUAACAGAUUCACAGUUUCGUAUAUAAUCUUCAUUCUGUUCUUUGUAUAUGGAAGUGGUCAUGUUUAUUUUUGUCAAGUUCAUUAAAAAAAGAGGAUGAAUAGAGAGAUUUACCUUGGAUAGAAGAGAUACUUCUUUCUUGAGGACAGGAACAAAGAAGAAGAGAAAGCAUAGUUUGUGUAGUAGGGGAAGCUCUAGAUGCAGGGCCUGGAUCUACUUAGUGAAGUAGCUGGCCUAGUGAAAGGAGGGGUGUUGGGGUGAGAAGGGCCAUCCUCCUUUUGGAGGCUCAUAUUUGUUUUGAACAAAUGGCCUGUUUUGUAGGCUUUAGACUUUUUUUUUUUUAAACAAACCUCAGUUCAUUCUGGGCUUUGGAUUUCCUGGCUUUAUGUGCCACGUGCUUCUAUGCCUCCUUGGCACAUGCCUAUUAGCACAUUUUUUUAAAAUGUCCUUUUAAAACAGAAAAAUAUCAGUGAACAAGCUAUGAAGUCACAUUAACUUCUUUAGACAGCUGACCCCUUUCUUGAUCAUUGAGAUUAUUCAUGAUUGUAUAGUAGGAGCUUAAUUUUUUAGAAUAUUUAAUCCAUCCUAAGCUCUUUUGGAAGCUUUGGCCUUGAGGUAAUUCCUUACCUUUUCCCUCAGCUUUUAAAAAUCUUUCCUAAUGCCUGACUAUGCCAAAUAUCCCAUCUUUUUCUUAUAUGAACUUUAAGUUGAGACAUUUCAUUCUCUCUCAAGGUUCCCAAUGAUAUAAUUGGUGCAAGAAGCUGGACAUACUUAAAUUAAAAUUAAUUUUUUUUCAGUUCUUUCUAUAUAUGAGCCAAUAUUCAUGGGAAAUAAGGACUAAGUUAGACAGAUGGUACAAUAGAUCUCUUUUCCUUCUGGAUCUAAGUAUCUAAGCACUUGGAAUGCUGGGAGUUACCUGAAAAAAAAAAAAAGGAAAAA
Vombatus ursinus (common wombat) is the source of this 8036-nucleotide messenger RNA. It is a transcript of the gene GPRIN2, whose product is annotated as G protein regulated inducer of neurite outgrowth 2. Gene Ontology annotation, biological process: neuron projection development. The record is from RefSeq and is a predicted model, not a curated record. The transcript is spliced from 3 exons. Gene Ontology annotation, cellular component: plasma membrane. Bases 223 to 1875 code for a protein of 550 amino acids. Lineage: Eukaryota; Metazoa; Chordata; Mammalia; Diprotodontia; Vombatidae.